Messenger RNA from Fraxinus pennsylvanica, 2802 nucleotides. Lineage: Eukaryota; Viridiplantae; Streptophyta; Magnoliopsida; Lamiales; Oleaceae. The record is from the annotation of a GenBank genome assembly.
AUGGAUCAAUUCAGGCAGAUUGGGGAGGUUUUAGGAAGUUUGAAGGCUGUAAUGGUAUUGAAACACGACAUUCCAAUUAACCAGAGGCAAUGCUGUUUGCUUUAUGAUAUGUUAGUUUUGGCGUUUGAUACGAUUUCGGAAGAAAUCAGACAGCAUUUGAGGUUUGAAGAAAGGAAUACGAAAUGGAAGGCUCUAGAGCUUCCAAUGAAAGAGCUUUACCGGAUAUUUAAGGAAGCCGAUCUUUAUAUAAGAUACUGUGUGGAUGUUAAGGAUUGGUGGGGUAAAGUGAUUAGUCUACAUCUCAAUAGGGAUUGUGUUGAAUUCCACAUUCAUAAUUUAUUAUGUUGUUUUCCUGUUGUAAUUGAGGCCAUCGAGACUGCUGCAGAAAUCUCGGGGGUGGAUCAGGAAGAAAUGCAGAAGAGACGACUUGCCCUGAUGAAAAAGUACGAUGAAGAAUGGAAUGAACCAAAAAUUUUCCAGUGGAAGUUCGGGAAACAGUAUUUAGUCCCUCGAGAAAUAUGCAGCCGUUUGGAUACAGCUUGGAAGGAAGAUGGGUGGUUACUUCUCGAAAAGAUUAAAGAGAAAAAAAGUUCGUCAACAAAGCACGAGCAGAGGCUUGGAGAGUUUUUGAUUAAGAAACUAAGUGAUGCAGAACAAUCCAAGACAAAGCUUUUGCCGAACAAUGUCUUAGUUGCUGCAGCUGAUUAUUACGUGAAGCGGCGUUUAGACUCAGCUGGAAGUGCAGGGCAUUUUAAGGAGAUCCAAUGGUUGGGGGAAAGUUUUGCUUUGAGGACGUUCUAUGGGGAGAUUGAACUACUAAAUCCCGAGAUUUCUUUAAUCCUUUCACUUUCCCACCCGAAUGUGUUGCAAAACCAUUGUGCCUUUUUCGACGAAGAAAGGAAAGAGGGUUUGCUUGUAAUGGAGCUUAUGAAUAAGGAUCUAAACACUUACAUAAAAGAGAAUUAUGGCCAAAGAAAGAGACUCCCAUUCUCAACGCCGGUUUCAGUUGAUAUAAUGCUUCAGAUUGCAAGAGGCAUGGAAUAUCUACAUUCUAGAAAGAUCUAUCAUGGAGAUUUGAAUCCUUCCAAUAUCCUUCUCAAAGCAAGAAAUGGUUCCAUAGAGAAUUAUUUUCAAGCAAAAAUCACUGGUUUUGGUUUGACCUCGAUCAAGAGUUAUUCUGCACGGAGCCCAAAACCAACAGGAAUCGAUCCAGAUAUUUGGUUAGCCCCAGAAGUGCUGGCCGAACAAGAGCAGCCCGGGGGUAAAUGCACUACGAAGUAUUCAGAAAAAGCUGAUGUUUACAGUUUUGGGAUGCUUUGCUUUGAACUUCUAACCGGGAAAGUCCCGUUUGGAGAUGGACGCCUUCAAGGAGAAAAGAUGGCUCGAAAUAUUAGAGCCGGGGAGAGGCCACUUUUCCCAUAUCCUUCACCAAAAUACCUUUCAAAUUUGACUAAAAAAUGCUGGCAAAUGAACCCGAAUCUUCGCCCGACUUUCUCAUCAUUGUGUAGGAUAUUACGCUAUAUCAAGAAGACCCUUGUUAUAAAUCCUGACCAUGGCCAGCCAGAUUCUGCUCCACCACUUGUUGAUUAUUGUGACAUGGAGGCUGGCUAUUUGAAGAAAUUGACUGGGGAUAGGGGCGAGGAUUUGGCACUGGUGUCUCAAAUUCCUUUCCAAAUGUUCGGUUAUAAGCUUAUCGAGAAAGAAAAAAUCUCCGGAAAGAAUUGGGAUUUGACAAGUGAUGGAUCUGUAGUUCACCGUGCAGCAUCAAUGUUUGACGAAGAGCAUUUUGGUGUCAUGGAUGAUUUUUUCCUUGCACCAAGUGAUCGAAGGUCAGUUUGUUCUGAAAUCAUUGAGAGGAAAUAUUCAACAUUAGUGGUUGAUCAGAGGUCGGUCAUCUCAGAGAUACCUCAUCGCCAGUUUUUCUCAUUCGACCAAAGGUCAUUUGGCUCUGAAAGUCCGGGGAGAAAAUAUAUGGGACCCUCAGCCGAUCAAAGGUCAGUUGGUGCUGAAACUCUAGAUAGGAAACCUUCAUUCAUACUCAGAGCUGAUCAAAGCUCGUCUCAUGCUCAGAGUCCCGAGAACAAAUUUCUGCAGAAGGUGGUUAGUACGAAGCUAAAAGUCGAGGUUCCAGAUAAGGCAUCAAAAGAUGCAGAGAUUAAAGCAGCGAAUUGCAGUACUCCAGAACCUGUACUUUCACUAAUCAAAGCCAGUGAGCAGAAGUUAGUAAGUGCCGAGAUUGUAGAGAAAAAACUUUUAUCACCAAGGCCGACAGUCGAGCAAAAAUCAGUUUAUUCCGAUGGUUCAGGAGGGAAAAUAUCAUCACUGUCAACAGUAAAAUUAGUUGAGAUUCCGGAAAAGAAAAUACUGAAGCCAGAAUCCAUUCCGAAGACAGUUUCAGGUUCUUCUAAGAUUUCUGAAAAGAAAAGCGGGUCAGAAACAAAACACAUUGGCAAGUCGAGCAAUACUACAAACUCAGAGAAGAAAGAUUUGGUUGUCAAGAAUAGGAAAGAUGUAAAGACUAAAAAUUCUCCGGAGACAUUGAAUAGUAACUCCCCUACAUCUUCACCAUCAAGAAUAAAGAAAACGAAUCCUGGUCCCUCUCCUGCUUCCUCACCAGGGCGUGUGUCCAGAACGCGUUCAUCGCCAAAAUGGUUACCUGCGUACUACUCAAGAGAUUAUUCAUCACCAAGAUCAUCACCGUUACAUCCAAGUGCUCAAAUUAGUCGAGAGAACCGAGUACCAUCAUGCAUGAGUCCUCGAAGACCUAGAACAAAUAAUGUAUCCAACUCAGGAGUGGCAUAA